AAGUAGGACGUGAAUGCCGGAGCUAAAUAAUGUGCAGCACCAAAUUGCUGCUUCCUGAACAUGGUUUCUUGUAAUCCUUUUGCCUAUGCGAAUACUGAAGGAUGAAGCUAUGUUCCAUUUCACCACCACUUGGAGAAGUUAGCGUCAGAGGUAGGAAACUGUGAAGGCACAUUUGUCUGCUUAACUUUAUAUUGCAUUAUGCCAUGGAUUUGGGAUUCAGUCACUUGAUUGCUUCUAUCUCACUUUUCUUAAUGUGGAUAUUAGUUUUUGCAGCCUUAGACCUUAAACCGUUUGUAAUAUUUGAGCCGCCAUUGGUGGCACAGACAUUUGCAAGAUUGCAUCGCUUACAUCCCACAUAGAUUUAUCAGUCUACGAUAUCAAUAUCUAAGCAUGUGUUUGGGUUGGAAGGCAAACUGGUAGGAUAAAACUAUCAGCUGAGAUCUACAGUUUGAUGAUCACAUUGCAUUCUAAAUUGUUAUCGGAUCCGUCUAUUAAAUGGCCAACCUGAAAUCAACAGCGUGGUCCAUUUAUUGGCCUCUCAAAAAUGAUUCAGGAGGCAUGAAUCGAACCGUUGGCGGUUUGGUCUCCGCUUGGAUCUGCUCCACGUAAUGAAUGAACCACACACAACCAGAGUCGUGGUCGAGUCGGAACGUCGGUUAGGUCUCCAAGGAAGUAUCCUACGUGGCUAACCAUAACCCCGUCCUUAGCCCAAACGAACUGCCACACGCCACCCGCGGAAGGCUUUCUGUCACAUCCAAGAAAUCUGAAUCGAUCUCUUUGUUGGUGGGAGGGGAAGGGCGCUUUCAUUGUCAUGGCGGGGCGUUACGACAGAAACCCUUUCGACGAGGAGGAAGAUGUUAAUCCUUUCGCGGAUCCUGGUGUUCGUGGAAAAGCAGCUGGAUCAAAUUAUGGUGGAGGGUCAUUUUACAUGACAAACCCUGGAAAUGUCCCUCCCGCUUCCAAGCCUAGACUUUCACCCCUUCCUCCAGAGCCUGCUGAUUUUCACAAUGAUCGUGGUGCAACAGUUGAUAUUCCUCUUGAUACAGAAAAGGACUUAAAGAAAAAGGAGAAAGAACUUCAAGCAAAGGAAGCUGAAUUAAAUAGGAGGGAAAAGGAAAUCAAACGAAGGGAAGAGGCUGCAGCCCGUGCCGGUAUUAUUAUUGAGGACAAAAAUUGGCCACCCUUUUUUCCUAUUAUUCAUCAUGAUAUUGUGAAUGAGAUACCUGUCCACUUGCAAAGAUUGCAGUACUUCGCAUUUGCAUCUUUGAUAGGUUUGACCGCAUGCCUAUUUUGGAAUAUUGUAGCAACUACAGCAGCUUGGAUUAAGGGAGACGGUGUAAAGAUCUGGUUCCUUGCCAUCAUUUACUUUAUUUCUGGAGUUCCAGGAGCAUAUGUCUUGUGGUAUCGACCUCUUUAUCGUGCCAUGAGGACUGAUAGUGCUUUGAACUAUGGAUGGUUUUUCCUGUUUUACCUGCUUCACAUUGGCUUUGUCGUCUAUUCAGCUGUGGCUCCUCCACUCAUUUUCCAUGGAAAAUCUUUGACAGGUAUUCUGCCAGCUGUAGAUCUUAUCAGCGAAGAUGUUUUGGUUGGGAUCUUCUAUUUAGUCGGAUUUGGAUUGUUCUGCAUUGAAUCCCUGCUCAGUAUCUGGGUUAUGCAGCAAAUAUACAUGUAUUUCCGGGGGAGCGGGAAAGCUGCAGAAUUAAAGCAUGAGGCAGCUCGUGGUGCUCUGAGGGCUGCAAUGUGAUUUACAUAUACAUCACUGGUCGCCAAAAGACUAAAUAGGAUAUACGAUGGAAUCAGCACCAAAAAUAUUGCAGUAAUGCUUUCUUUGUUUCUUCUGUCAUUGAAUUAUCUGACAGUUGACGUUUGGAUGUCACAGUGUUCGUCCAUGUGAGGGUGUUAUUUGAAGCUUCUUUGUAGCCGUAUUGGCUGCUUGUGUCUCAUAUGCUCUUUUUGUUUUGUGCUGUUGUGCUAUAGAACAACUACUUUCGUAAUAGUCGCGGACAGAAUUGAGUUCAUGCGUCUGCUAUUCGUUCA
This is a messenger RNA of Musa acuminata AAA Group (dessert banana), 2037 nucleotides long. RefSeq names its product secretory carrier-associated membrane protein 2. Bases 812 to 1744 code for a protein of 310 amino acids. The transcript has 14 exons. NCBI's taxonomy places the organism in Eukaryota, Viridiplantae, Streptophyta, Magnoliopsida, Zingiberales, Musaceae. The record is from RefSeq and is a predicted model, not a curated record. Gene Ontology annotation, biological process: protein transport. Gene Ontology annotation, cellular component: recycling endosome membrane; trans-Golgi network membrane.